Messenger RNA from Pipistrellus nathusii (Nathusius's pipistrelle), 486 nucleotides. The record is from the annotation of a GenBank genome assembly. Lineage: Eukaryota; Metazoa; Chordata; Mammalia; Chiroptera; Vespertilionidae.
AUGUCGGUGACACUGCAUACAGAUGUAGGUGAUAUUAAAAUAGAAAUCUUCUGCGAGAGGACGCCCAAAGCAUGUGAAAAUUUCUUGGCUCUUUGUGCCAGUAAUUACUACAAUGGCUGUAUAUUUCAUAGAAAUAUCAAGGGUUUCAUGGUUCAAACAGGAGACCCGUCAGGUACCGGAAGAGGAGGAAACAGUAUCUGGGGCAAGAAAUUUGAGGAUGAAUACAGUGAAUAUCUUAAGCAUAAUGUUAGAGGUGUUGUAUCUAUGGCUAAUAAUGGCCCAAAUACCAAUGGAUCUCAGUUUUUCAUCACCUAUGGCAAGCAGCCACAUUUGGACAUGAAAUACACAGUAUUUGGAAAGGUGAUAGAUGGUCUGGAGACUUUAGAUGAAUUGGAGAAGUUACCAGUAAAUGAGAAGACAUACCGACCUCUUAAUGAUGUACACAUUAAGGAUAUAACUAUUCAUGCCAACCCAUUUGCUCAAUAA